CUUAGCAAAGCCUCAUGCUUUCUACAGACCUUUGCUCUUGGAAGAAGCAGGUUGGGUGUGUGAGCAGAGCUGGCGUCCAAACUGACGAGGACUGAGGGGAGCCCUGGCUCCACCUGGGUGACCCACAUAUCCAAAAAUCAAGCUGAAAAGUGUUGCCUGGAAUGUCAGAAGAUUGACAGCAGUCAUAUUUUGGAGCAUGCUCCUACAGUGGCAGUGUACCAAAGAAAGGUUGUGAAGUACCUACCCGCCACCAAGCACAGUGUGCUGCAGGGUGCCUCCGAAGGAUUUUGUCAUGUGAACUCUUUCUGAAUUUCAGUCCGCUCUUUCUAGAAAUGCAGAUAAAGAAGAUGAAGGAUAUUGGAGAGCCUUCGUACGCUACCCCAAUGAAUGGCACACAUAACUCCUUGACCCUGUCACCCAAACACCCUAAUUCUAACAGAGCAACUCGGCCAGACAGACAGGAAGCACAGGCCCUUUUGUAUCAGGGCUCGGAGGCGGAGGCUGCCAUGAUGACCAUUGCAACAUGUGCAAAGUGCAGAAGUGUUCACAAAGUCCCUCUUCAAGAUUUGAAGAAGGGUCCCGGGCAAGGCCAAGCGGAAGAAGGAUAUGUCUGCCUCCCAUGCAGCCUUCAGACCGCUCCUCCCCAUUUUCCCUUCAUGAACGGGGAUCCCAGGGCCACUCACGUCGGAAACAAAACCGAAGCCAUCUCAAGUCCCAUCAAUAACAAAUUCAAGGUGAGGAACUUUAAGCCAGGCAAAUACUACUGUGAUAAGUGCCGGUUUUCCACCAAGGACCCGCUGCAGCACAGGAAGCACACGCUGCAGCACGAGGAGAUCAGGUUCAUCUGCUCCCACUGCAGCUACGUCUCCUACACAAAGGGGGAGUUUCAGAGGCAUCUGGUGAAGCACACGGGCAUAUUCCCUUAUCAGUGUGAGUACUGUGACUAUGGUGCUAUUAGAAAUGACUACAUUGUCAAGCACAGGAAGAGAGUCCACGAGAGGGCUGGUGCUAAGAGACCUCUCAAAACUGCCACCAAGCUGGACCCAAAAAGAACUAGCAUUUCCAGACAGAACAUAGAGCUCUUAAAGGCCCCUAGCCUAAGGACCGCAUUUCAGAACAGGUUGUCGGAUCAGCUCUCAAGAUUCUCUCUUCAUGCUAAUAAAGACAAAAUUCACAAUAUCCUAUUGUUACCCGAAUCAAAGGAAUACCAGAAAGAUGUUGUGUGUAUUCCCAAUCAAAUGACCUUACCGGAGCCAAAUGAAGUCGGUCUGUUUGAGAACAAAAGCGUCGAGGUGGAAGUGUUAUCUCCUUCAAAGGAACCCGUUCAGCCCGGUGUGCCGCUGACGGUCGUGGCCCCRGCGGAGCUAGUUGUCCCUGCAAACUGUUUGGCCCAGUUGAUGGACGUGAAGGUGGUCAACGGCACACAGCAGCUCCUUCUCAAACUGUUUCCACUGGAGGAAAAGAGUCACCUGGAAGCUGGCAGUGGCGAUGGAGGCGAUCCAGAGCACGUGACUAAAGAGAAGUGUUCAAAGGAGCCAGAAAAUGUAUUUUCUGUAGAAAAUAUAAAGUCACUAGCAAUAGAAGGGAACACUGGAAGACUUGUAGGUGUAGACAACCUUCGGUCUUCAGUUCAGAGACAACUGAAAGAUGUGAAGUGGGUGAGGUCUUGUGAUCUUGUGUCUGGCUCCCGUGUGCACGGUCACAGGGAACACCUUCUCAGUUCUGAUGGGGUCGAGGAUUUGCAGACAAGGAAUGAUUUGUAUUCACAUAGGACCGCUCUUCCUUUUACCUCCUUAAAAGGUCACUCUCCAGCCUCUGUCAUGAAAAGUGGUGCCAUGUGUGGUCUCGGAGCUGCUUCAGACCCUUUUCCUUCUAAAGCUGCCGAUUCUUUCUCAAAAGAUGGAAGAAAUSUGCACGGUGACUCUCAGCCGUUAUUUCAUCUGGCUCUGACACCUCCAGCCACUUCCUUCUCUGGGGAAAAGGGCUUACUGCCUGCAGUCAGUCAGAGUGACUUGGAACCUGGAAGUCAGAGCAAUGUUCCUGCCAAAAUGGCUUCCUCUCCUGGGAAGCUGGAAGGUGACCAGGCAGAGGACAAGGCAGCUUCAGAUCUAAGCCAGACCUCCCCUUCACGGGGGAGUGAGUGUUUAUACACAGAUAUGACCAGAGGGGAAGACAGAACUAGAUCUGAGCCUGGAGGCGACCCUGGGGAAUUGAAGAAUUCUGAAAGGACCAGUGAGACUCCCGAGGGCCCUGUCAUCUCAUCAGUCUUUUCUCUGAGCUCGGGGUCCGAAAAUGUCCCAGAGGGCAUUAAGUGGAACAGUUCAACAUCCAAAAUAAAGUCCAUUGAACUCUUACGCAGAAAGAUCGCYCAGCUGAUUGAGUCCUGUGGCAAGCCUUCGUCUUUGUCUGCAAAUAGUGCACGAGGUCGGUCCUCGUCAAAGGGAACCUCCAAAGCAACACCUGAAGGCAUUCAGGACAUUAACCUGUCACUUCCCGGCCCAGGCACUUCCACAGGUCCCCUCCAGACAUCUCAGAAUGAAGGUGAUGUCACUGGCAGUGGACAGCUGGCUCAUCAGCAGGUCUACCCACAGUUUGCUAAUGGCAGUGAGGGGAACACUGAAAGCAGAGGGACCAGGAAGGCUCAUGUGGCCACUCCAGUGCUGAUCCCCAAAGGGGCCGUGUUGAGGGUUCUCAACUCCUCUGAGGAUGCCCACAUCAUAGAGGCUACCUGCGAUGCACCUGUUGGCAUACCUUGCAGCAAAGCACAGUUGCCAAAACCAGCUCCUUAUUGCCCCAUGAAACAGACAGACUCAGACCUGCAGCCUUUGACCAGUGACGGUGGGCCAGUCGACAUGUCCCCAGGUCUCGAGACAGCUCUUCGUCCUAAACCAAGAAAAGAGGAUGCUACGUGUAGCGCCAUCCCUAAGAAAACUGGCCCUGGGCCUGGACAGCAUGGCUGUAGUGACCUGAGGAGGCCGGGGAGACUGCUAUCCAGGAGUCUUCCAAUGAGUAGGAAUAAAACCAGGCAAGUGAAUUCAUCCAAGAAGAAAAGCAAACUUGAGGCCAAUGCCAACCGCUGCCUCAGGGAUCCUUCCGUUUUUCAGGUUGCCAGACAGCUCCGACUGAUGGCCGCCAARCCAGAUCAGUUGAUUAAGUGCCCCCGUCGGAACCAGCCGGUCAUCGUGCUAAAUCAUCCCGAUGUGGACUCACCAGAAGUGACCAAUGUGAUGAAGGUGAUCAAUAAGUACAAGGGCAACGUCCUCAAGGUGGUUUUAUCAGAAAGGACAAGGUGUCAGCUUGGCAUUCGACGGCAGCACAUGCGACUGACCUACCAGAACGUGGAGGAUGCCAAUCUGCUCAAAAGGCAAAUGAUGUUGAAAAUGAAACUGAAAAAGGUUCAUAAAAACAACUACCAGGUGGUGGACUCCUUGCCCGAUGAUUCSUCCCAGUGUAUAUUCAAGUGCUGGUUUUGUGGGCGGCUGUAUGAGGACCAGGAAGAGUGGAUGAGUCAUGGCCAGCGGCAUUUGAUAGAGGCAACUAGAGACUGGGAUGUUCUUUCUUCCAAGGGCAAAUGAGGAAAGAGGGGUCUUUGAAGUGAUUUGCUUCUCUUUUUAAUGUUUCUGUUUGGGGGAUGAUUCCCCCAGAUUCAAUAGGAGAAAUGCAGACUGGGGGGAUGAGGGUUGUGGAUUCUUCACAUCCCUGUGGAAAUGUUGAUUCUUCCCCAGGACAUGUCUGGACUCUGGGAGGUAUUUAAAGCCCCUGAAAUUGUGCGCGCACAAAUGGAUGUACAUGCAUUUUUCUGGAGAAAGGAUGUGAAGUUCUCAACAGAUUUUCAGUGGGAUCUAAGACCUCUUUGUUUAGUAUCCAUUUUUCUGAGUAGAUACAAAUCUUUCAUAUUCCAGUUAGGAGGGGCAAGUUUAGAAUAAUUUACACCUGCCCCUUAU
Molecule: messenger RNA, 3944 nt
Organism: Urocitellus parryii (Arctic ground squirrel)
Lineage: Eukaryota; Metazoa; Chordata; Mammalia; Rodentia; Sciuridae
Gene: Znf518b
Product: zinc finger protein 518B
Biological process (GO): regulation of DNA-templated transcription
Molecular function (GO): DNA-binding transcription factor activity, RNA polymerase II-specific; RNA polymerase II cis-regulatory region sequence-specific DNA binding
Source: RefSeq, a predicted model, not a curated record